This is a messenger RNA of Contarinia nasturtii (swede midge), 1397 nucleotides long. Its product is annotated as collagen alpha-5(IV) chain-like. The coding region runs from base 81 to 1109 and encodes 342 amino acids. The record is from RefSeq and is a predicted model, not a curated record. NCBI's taxonomy places the organism in Eukaryota, Metazoa, Arthropoda, Insecta, Diptera, Cecidomyiidae. The transcript is spliced from 2 exons.
CGCGCAACGGAAACAACAUCAGUCAGUUGUCGUUCGAAGAGUGUGGAUAGAGAGCAUUUGACACACAAUUUUUCGUCAGCAUGAGACACAUACUAAGUGUUAUUCUAGUUUCGGGCAUUCUAUGUCACACACAUGCAUGCCUUCUUCAUAAAGGAUGUGGUUGUUCUGGCGGAGACAAAGAUGGUUUCAAAGGCAAUGACGUCUUCAAAGGACACGGCGGUUUCAAAGGAAACGGUGGCUUCCAUGGCAAUGGCGGCUUCCAAGGAGACGCUGGCUUCCAAGGAAACGGUGGCAUUCAAGGAAAUGGCGGCUUCCAAGGGAACGGUGGCUUUCAAGGAAACGGCGGCAUUCAUGGAAAUAUAAAUUUUAACCAUGCACAACCUGGUCAACCCAGCAUUUGCUCGUGUGUUCAACAGGCAGUAUUGCCCGCAAAGGUAUAUCCACUUCCACCAACAGCCGAUGGACAAUUUCCUCCACAUUCAUUCCCACCAAACGGACUUCCGCCAAAUUCACAGCAGCCAGGAUCGUGUUCAUCUGGCUCAUUUCCACCAGGAUCGUAUCCACCAGGCUAUCCCUUUCCACCAGGUUUCCAAAUAGGACCCUCGCCACCUCUAGCACCAAUUACACCAGCCCCAUUGACACCAAAUCCAGGAUCAAAUAAUAUUCCAUGUAUGCCAGGUGUUUCAGGUGUUCCACUAGUUUGCAGUUGCGGAGCAAACGGCGCACCAGCUGCAGGAGUAGGAAUAGACAUAAACACUUCUGGACCGUCAUUUGAUGGAUCAUCUCAACACGGUUCAAAUUUCGGAGGAUCAUUUGACGGGCCAUCGCAUCACGGUUCGAAAUUUGAAGGAUCAUUUGAUUUACCAUCGAAACACAAUUCGAAAUUCGGAUUGGGUCUAGGAUGUUUAGAUGGAUCAUUUGGUCUUUUUGGAGGUCUCAAUGGCGGAGGUUCAAAAUGUACAGUUUGUGCUCAAUUGCCUAGCUUUCUUGCCAAAGGUAUUGCGAAAUGGAAAUGCAAAAAGGGCUGUAGUGGAUUUGGCGGCGGUGGUCUUGGUGGUGGUCUUCAAAUCAAAUGCGAUGGUGACGAAGAUUUUGUCACAAUUAGUUAAGAUUUUUUUCAACAAACUGCACAGUUUGUUGUUUAUAGUGACUGAUCUCACGAAUAUUUCAACAAUUUCUCAAUGUUUUUCUUUAGUGCACGAUUUCGAUUUCAUUAGCGCGCGCACAUUUUUAUAACAAUAACAUCAAUUCGAUGAUAACAUCUAGAGGAAAACAUUUUGGGAAUGAAAUAUUCCGAAUAUGUUGUAAAUUUGAUAAUUUUAUUUGUCUUGUGAGCACACACACAAACACACACACAAAAUUUGUAUAAUAAAGUGACAAUGUCAAUAUUGAAAUUA